GAGCACCAUCUUGGUGGAGCUGCUGUGCAUGGCUUCACUGCACACGCUGAUGAAGGCAGCUUCCCUCUAGAAUGGGGAAGUAGAUGAGGGCUGACCCAAGAGGCAGAUGAAGGGGUAUUUCUUUUUUGUUUUGAGCAGAGAUAAACAGCAGGUUAAAAGUGGUCAGAGAGACUUGGAUUUCUCAGAAAGGACAGGACCGGCCUGGAUUUUAACAAUGGAGGCAUUAGACACUAUGAGCACCUAUGCUCUGUCACCCGAUAUCCUUUUUGGGAGCCACCAGAGGAAGACUGACUGUGGAUGGAAGAUAAAACAGGGCAUGCAACGCGCCGCCUCGUCUGAAACCCUGAGCAUGAUGACAUUCGGCAACUCCGAUGCCCAGAACCACUCCACUGUCUCUCUCCAUGAAGCCAAGCAGCCGCUCAGUCACUCGCAAUCCAUGAUUCUGCCAGAGAACGGCAAGCUGAUCCAACAGUGCAGAGAUUAUUCCUGCAACGUGACCAACAUCGUUGUGGAGCCUCCCUCUCCUGACACCUCCCCAGAAAGUGAUGGCAGCACACCGGAGUUGGAAAAAGCCGGACUUUUGAACAAGACCAAAAUUGCAGAGGGAGGUCGGAAACUGAGGAAAAACUGGAGUCCAUCCUGGGUGGUGUUGGUGGGGAACAGUCUGGUUUUCUUCAAAGAUCCCAAGUCGCAGACACCGUCCAGCUGGAAACCAGGAAACAGUUGCCCAGAGAGCAGUGUAGAUUUAAGAGGUGCACAGCUGCAGUGGACCAACGAUCUGUCCAGCAAGAAGAACGUCUUCAAGCUGAGGACAGUGACAGGGAAUGAGUUUCUGCUGCAGUCGGAGACGGACUCUGUGAUCAGAGAGUGGUUCAACACCAUUCACAAGGUCAUCGAUAAGUUGGAUCGUGAAAACCCACUGGAUAACGUCCUGCUGUACUCUCUGAGGAGAGCAGGUAGUCUGGAGAUGCUGGACCAGAGUGGAGAUGAGGAUGAGAAGAGAACGUCUUUCCCUCGCUCGUUGUCCAAUCUGGAAAACACAGAGAGGAAGAGAGCCAAGAGUCGGUUGAAGAAGCUGAUCCUGAAGCGACCUCCUCUGCAGGCUCUGCAGGAGAAAGGCCUCAUUAAAGAUCAGGUGUUUGGCUGUGGUCUGGAGAUGCUCUGUGACAGAGAGAAGAGCACCGUCCCUCGCUUUGUCAGACUCUGCACUGAGGCUGUGGAGAGGAGAGGAUUGGACACCGAUGGUAUUUACAGAGUGUCUGGGAACCUGGCUGUGAUCCAGAAGUUGCGAUACUUGGUGAACCACGAGAGAGCGGUGACUACAGACGGCCGUUACAUGUUCCCAGCCGGGUUGGUACAAGAGGAGAAGCUGAAUUUGGACGAUGGCGAGUGGGAAGAUAUUCACGUCAUCACUGGAGCUUUGAAACUCUUCUUUCGUGAGCUUCCAGAGCCCCUGGUUCCCUACGGGUUCUUCACAGACAUCAUGGAGACAAUCAAAAUGUCAGACCACAUGGACAAAGUGGACCGUUUAAAGUGUCUGGUGCUGAACAUGCCUCCUCCGAACCAUGACACACUGCUCUUCAUGUGCCGCCAUCUCAGACGAGUCUUGGAACACUCAGAUUCCAACAGAAUGACCACACAGAACAUCGGCAUUGUCUUUGGGCCGACCCUGAUGCGCCCAGAGCGGGACAACGGCAACAUGGCGGUGAAUAUGGUUUACCAGAACCAGGCGGUGGAGUUCAUCCUCAGCGAAUUCGACCACAUCUUUGGGACGAGAGGCCGCUCUUGAUCUUUUUGGACAUGGUUUUGGCGAUGUGGUGUGAUGUGACGGGGGGGCGUUAAAAAAAAAGGCUCCUGCAGAUCAGACGAAGACACAAGUAGUGCAGUGUUUGUCCCCGAUGCCUGUUGACUCAUAUGGUGUAAAAUGGAUUUUCACAUCAAACGAUAAUUACGGGGUAAAAAGAACCAGGACAGAAAGCUGCUAAUCAUGACAUCUGGCCUCCAUAUAAAGCCAUGUGAAAACAAUAAUAGUCAAACAAGCCAACUUAAGCUGCAAUACUUGUGCCUUUGACUGCAGAUGUGGAUGCCAGCCCCAGUGUUCUUCGCUGCGUGAACAGACGCCCCCUUGUCAAUUUCCCUUCAUGUCUCGGACUCGAUCAUGACAAUUGAAAGGUCAUAAAAGUGAUGAAUGUCCCGCGGCCUGUUCGACCAAGCUUUGUACGGAUCGGAUAUUUAUCAAACAAAUGUGAGGAGGAAUGUUUUUGGGGUCGCAGCGCUGAAAUAAAACCCCGCGGAACCAUUUCACGGUGAGCGCUAGCUUGUAGCGACGAGGAUUUGGAGCAAAGACGCAGUGGAGCUGAUGCAACUGCAGGGGAAGACAAUGAGUUAAUGGAUCUUUUGUAAAAAAAAAAAAAAAAUGAAAAAAAAUUGAGAAAUAAUAGUCAAGUUAAAAGCAUCAAAUUUUCCUUUGUAGAUGACAGAGUGGAGUACCGUUGCGUGAUUUUAGCCCGUUAACAGUUUCCUUUAUUGUACAAAUUGAAAACGUUAGUAUUUUUUUUUACUCCUCGGAAAUGGUUAGGAAUCUGAAGUUGUAAAUAUGUGAAAUAGUGUGUUGGUCAACUCGUAGCACUUUGGGUACAGUCUGUUAACUAACCUUUGAUAUAUCACAGCCAAGCGUUCGCAGAAGCAUUCGCGCCGCACGGGGCAGCGUGGUGUUCAGAUAAAUCUAUACUGGGACCUGAUCGUUAACUCUCCUCCAAUAAAAACGGCAGAAACCUGA
This is a messenger RNA of Cynoglossus semilaevis (tongue sole), 2779 nucleotides long. Its product is annotated as rho GTPase-activating protein 15. Gene Ontology annotation, molecular function: protein binding; phospholipid binding. The transcript is spliced from 16 exons. NCBI's taxonomy places the organism in Eukaryota, Metazoa, Chordata, Actinopteri, Pleuronectiformes, Cynoglossidae. The coding region runs from base 107 to 1789 and encodes 560 amino acids. Gene Ontology annotation, cellular component: cytoplasm. Gene Ontology annotation, biological process: signal transduction; regulation of GTPase activity. The record is from RefSeq and is a predicted model, not a curated record.